Pseudomyrmex gracilis is the source of this 2641-nucleotide messenger RNA. RefSeq names its product acyl-CoA Delta(11) desaturase-like. The transcript is spliced from 7 exons. Bases 904 to 2034 code for a protein of 376 amino acids. Gene Ontology annotation, biological process: unsaturated fatty acid biosynthetic process. Gene Ontology annotation, molecular function: iron ion binding; stearoyl-CoA 9-desaturase activity. NCBI's taxonomy places the organism in Eukaryota, Metazoa, Arthropoda, Insecta, Hymenoptera, Formicidae. The record is from RefSeq and is a predicted model, not a curated record. Gene Ontology annotation, cellular component: endoplasmic reticulum membrane.
UCGCGACGACGCUCAGUUUGCAUUUGCGCGCGCGUCCUGUCGGCAGGCCGAUUGCCAAAUUUUCCUUAGAAAUUUCUAUUGUGAAACUUCCGGUUUCACGAUAGAAUAAAACCUGUUGAACGAAAAAGAAAGAAAGAGAGAGAGAGAGAGAGAGAGAGAGAGAGAAGAGACAGUGCGGGGUUUGCUCCGACUUGAAAACGUGCGUCGCGACGCGUGCGAAAGAGCCGACGAUAAUUUCGAAAUCGCGCCGGCCGGACGAUUCUUCGGAAGGAAGAAAAAUUCAAAACCUUUUUUUUUUUUUACAUUUAAAUCAACCGGCUGAUCGAUGUGCGGGACAGACCGCUGAUAAGAGCGUCACUACUUUUGAGAUAGAAAAGACACGUUUUCUACGCGUGAAGCUGUUACAUACACACACACACGAAUAAAUUCGGCGAAUUCGAUUUAUCUCUUGAUCGCUUUCUCUUUCUGGAAUUUCGCGCACGUGUUUAUCGUGGCUUUGCGGUGGGGCGAGAGCAACUCGAUAUCUCGGGACUUUUAUCGCCGAGCGUGUACGAGAGAAACCGCACACAUCGCGAUAUUCUGUUGAAUCAUCGGCGACUGCGAGGAGAAGACCGGGUGCCGCAUUAUAUUUCGCCGACGUAUCUCUCAUCGAGGGCCAAUUUGAAAUUUCGAUCGAGGCCCGCUUCGUAUCGGGCGUCGCGCGGCAUCGUGAUCGAUAAAUCGUGUCACGCGCGUUGACCAAACUGGAGAAAGCCACUUGAGAUGCAGAGCGACAGUUAAGUCGAUCCGCUUGCCGAAAGAUCGACGAAACGGUCCCGUUGCCGGCAGAUGGUACCUAGGUGGUUUUAAAAGAUUUACGCGAGCUCUGCGAAGCUACGGGAGACACGCGUCCUUGUGUCGAGGAUGUCGCCGUACGAGGAGAAGAUAUCGCCGACGUCGUGCACUACGUUGAACAGAAUGAACGACGCAAAAUCGGCGACGAAGAAGAGGACCGCAAGCGACGGAUCGAUGAAGAUCGAAGAUCAGGAAUUGGUGAAACAUUAUGAGGACAAUGAAGAUUCGACUGAGGCCAAGAUCGAAUACGUACCGAGAAUCAAAUGGCCGGAUCUCGCAGCGCAAAUUUUUAUACACGCCGGUUGCAUUUAUGGAUUGUAUUUGGUGUUCACGCAGGCGAAGUUGCUCACAACAUUGUGGGUGUUUGUUACAAUUUAUACAUCGGGCUUUGGCAUUACCGCUGGCGUCCACCGACUAUGGUCGCAUAAAGCUUACAAAGCCAAAUGGCCCCUGCGUCUGCUUCUAGUCUUCCUCUUCACGAUAACAGGACAGAGAGACGUGUACACAUGGGCGUUGGACCACAGGGUGCAUCACAAGUACUGCGAAACCGACGCGGACCCCCACGACGUCAGGAGAGGUUUCUUUUACGCUCACGUGGGGUGGCUGUUCAUAACGCCUCAUCCCGACGUCGUCGCCAAGCGUAACGCGAUCGACAUGAGCGAUCUGGAAGCGGAUCCCAUAAUUAUGUGGCAGAAAAGGUUGUACGUACCUCUGUUUGCGCUUCUGGCCAUCGGACUGCCGGUGAGCAUCCCGUGUUACAUCUGGUCGGAGUCGCUGUGGGUCUCCUUCUGGGUGAACUUCAACCUCCGCUUUUGCGUGAAUUUAAACAUAGCCUUCUGCGUAAACAGCGUGUCGCACUUGUGGGGUCAGAAACCCUACGAUAAAAACAUCUCGCCGGUGGAGAAUGUCGCGGUGUCGGUCGCGGCGCUCGGCGAGGGAUGGCACAAUUAUCACCACGUGUUCCCGUGGGAUUACAAAACGAGCGAGCUGGGCGACUACUCGUUCAAUCUCACCACCGGCUUCAUCGAUUUCUUCGCGCGGAUCGGAUGGGCCUAUGAUCGAAAGUACGUCACGUCGGCGAUGGUACGUCGUCGAGCGAUACGCAGCGGCGACGGGACGCACGUCUGGGGUUACGGGGACACCGACAUCGUGAAAGAGGAUCUGCAGGAGUUGGACACGAUGGACGAUCAUGAAUUAUGAGACUGCGAGCUUACUCUUACAAUUAGAUAGACCGAGAAACGCGACGAGGAACAACGAUUCCUUGUCCGCGUGUCGUACGCGGACCACAUUCAAAUCUCUCGUAGAUAAAUUAGAAUAGAACGAACAAAUACGGAAAUUUGCGACUCCGGGAAGAAAGUAUUUAUGUUGUAACGUUCUGUAUAUAGAACGUCUUAAUUGCAAAGUAAAUUGAAUGUGGUUGGAAAUGCAAUGAUUUUUGAUCGAAAGAUAUUAUAAAUAAACAGAGAGACUGUUCUUAUAAUAAAACAAAAUCCAUCAUAACAAUAUUAAAAUUUACAUGUUUACAAAAAAUGCGCAUUCGUUACUUAUUUCGUGAAAUUCGUAAUGUUAAAUUGAAACAGUAAAAGAACUUUGAGUGUGUACGUUUUCUUCGUAUUUCAUUUAUUAUUUAAAACACAAGACAUAACCGUUUUAUUGGCAUCGUCGUGAAGAUAUCCGUGGCAAGUUAAAGCUUGUACAUACGUAUAAUCGCGAAAAGCCAUUCGUUCGCAAUAGAAGAGAUUAGUGUGUUCAACUCUAAUAUAUAUAUAUAUAAUAUUAUACAUAAUACAUAAUAUAUAUAUAUAUA